Molecule: messenger RNA, 2273 nt
Organism: Megalobrama amblycephala (Wuchang bream)
Lineage: Eukaryota; Metazoa; Chordata; Actinopteri; Cypriniformes; Xenocyprididae
Product: interferon-inducible GTPase 5-like
Exons: 3
Coding region: 266-1426 (386 amino acids)
Cellular component (GO): membrane
Molecular function (GO): GTP binding
Source: RefSeq, a predicted model, not a curated record
GUGUAAACCUUGCGAAAAUAUUUAACAUUGACCAGCAACUGUUUUGCAUUAGCCUACUGGUGGAAGAGAAGCGCCUCCUUCAAUGUAGUUUGAUUGGUGGAUUCGCUUCCCGAGCAAAUCCAUUCCCUUCAUACCUGCCGAUACCUACAAAUCCUAUUUGGAUUCUUACACACGUUACAGAAACGACUUUAUGGUUUGAUAAAGUUCAAGUGGUUACAAACAGUGAAAUAAAAAGUUAAAAGCUCUCCACACAAACGUUUAAAACAUGGAAAAUCAAGACCCUGCUGUUGUUGAGGCAGUAAAAGCAUCAGGCGAGUCCACCCUGGAGAAGGCUACUGCAAAAGCUAAAGAAAAAAUCGACCAGUUGUUAAAUGUCUCACUUAACAUCGCCGUGACUGGAAAGACAGGAUCAGGAAAAUCCUCCUUCAUAAAUGCACUUAGAGGUGUAAGUGAAGACGAUGAUGGAGCAGCACCUACUGGAGUCACAGAAACGACAAUGAAGGCUACCAUGUAUGAGCAUCCUACAGUGCCAAAUGUGAAGAUCUGGGACCUGCCUGGAAUAGGAAGUCCAAACUUCAAAGCAGAUAAAUACCUUAAAGAAGUCAAACUUGACACCUAUGAUUUCUUCAUUAUCCUGAACUCAGAGAGGUUCAUGCAGAAUGAUGUCAUGCUGGCUAAAGAAAUAAGAAAACAGAAGAAAAACUUUUACUUUGUUCGUUCCAAGAUUGAUAAUGACAUCAGAGCAGAGGAAAAGAAAAAAGGAUUUGAUGAGCAGAAAGUUCUUUCUAUAAUAAGAGAGGACUGUCAGAAAAACUUGAAAGAACUGGGAGACCCCAAAGUUUUCUUGAUGUCUUCUUUUGACUUGGACAAAUAUGAUUUUGAAAUAUUUCAAAACACUCUCGAAGCAGAGCUUCCAAUCCAUAAGAGAUCUGCUCUUCUACAAGCCUGGCCACUGUGCUCCACAGCAUCUCUUGAGAAGAAGAUCAAAUUCUUUGAAGGCAUGAUCUGGGCUGCAUCUCUUGCCUCUGCUGGUAUAGCAGUGGUCCCUGUGCCUGGUCUAUCAGCAGCAUGUGAUGCAAGCAUGGUGUUGCUUUUCCUCACAAGGUGCUACUAUGCAUUUGGUUUGGAUGAUGGAUCACUGUCAAGGCUUUCAGAAAAAGUGAACAAGCCCUUGCUGGAACAUCUGGCCAAAUCAAAGUUUGCGUCUGCCAUCCGUGAAAAAACAAUAGCCAGAUUACAAGUCUCUGCUGCACUUGUUGCAGUUUCUAGCAUUGAAUAUUAUGCAAGUCUCCUUCCAGGUGUGGGCAGUGUUGCUGCUGCAGGAAUAUCCUUUGGUACUACUUAUUUUCUCUUGAGAGAAGGAUUAAAUGAACUGGCAAAUAUUGCUCGAGAAAUCAGAAAAGAUGCAGGGCUGGAUGCAAUCUAAUACGUUCAAGCUGGCCUGAAAAUGUGUUUCUUUUCAUUUCUUAAGAGUGUUGUCUCAUUUGUUCAUUUCCUAUAUUGAGCUUGUAUGCAUUUCUGCCUCUGUUAUGGACUAAAUGUCCUUAAGAUGUUUGUUACAUUGUCUGCUGAUUAAAGAAGGGAUAGAAGAUUACAGUCGUGUUGUGUGACUGCAGAUGACCCAGACGCAAAAGAGAAUGUUCACAGUAUUUAUUGAGAGUCCCAAAAACAAAACACAAACAGACUGCCAGGUGUCGAAUAACAGCAUGCUGCAGCUGGAGAACAAAUGAGUAAUGUCAGCUCUAAAUGAGAUGACAAAUGACGAGACAGGUUCUCCAAGUCGCAGGUUUGGAUGAGUAAAAUCCCAAAAUUUUACCAUGUAGGGCUUCAUGUCAAGGGGUCAGAAUCUCUUUACAGUACCUUCUACUAAACGAUAAACCAUUUCUGUAUAUUCCUUUGUUUUUAAUUAGUGAAUUUGUUUUAUGCAUAUUAAUGAGAUUACACUUAUUGAUACAAAUGAUAAAAGGCAUAGUGGCAUGUGUUGACUUUCAGGAUGUGCUAUAGUUGUAUGAUGUAGGGAUUUACAUUUAUUAUCCAAAAUGUGGUGUACUAUAAAAAAUAAAUAAUAAAAUAAAUAAUAAUAAAGAAUGAUGGUAACACUUUACAAUAAGGUUCAUUAGUUAACAUUAGUUAACUACGUUAGUUAACAUGAACUAAUAAUAAACUGCACGUAUAGCAGUUAAUAAUCCUUGUUAAUGUUAAUUUCAACAUUUACUUAUACAUUAUUAAAAUCUUGUUAACAUUAGUUAAUGCACUGUGAAUUAACAUGAACA